AUGGGGGUGGAUAUCCUAGACAUCCGGGUGAUCAUCCACAUUGGCAUGCCGCGGACGUUGUUGGAUUACGCGCAGGAGAGUGGCCGGGCCGGGCGGGACGGGCAGGCCAGCGAGGCCAUCAUCAUCCAGCCAGAGGGGAUGGACGAGUAUGGUCAUGGCGGCGGCGCAGGUGGUCACCAUGCACGCGAGGAGGCAGAGGAUCAGGAUGAGGAUGAGGAUGUAGAGGCACAGCGGGUGCAGAGAUACAUGCACGCAGGAGGGUGCCGGCGGGUGGUUUUAGACGAGUAUUUGGACGGGAUCAUUGACGGAUACCAGCGGCGGCGGUGUGGGGAUGCCGGGCAGGAGGAGCAGGCGUGUGACCGAUGUAAUCCCAGUUGGCAGGCCCAGUAUGUAGGCGGCACCAGCACCAGCAGCAUCAGCAGCACCAGCACCACCACAGGCGGUUCCCAGGCAGUUCAGGUUAGGGUUUGGAAGGAUAUACCAGCACACGGGCCCGCGCAGGCCACAACACCACCAGCAACCCAGCCAGGGUUAGGGUUUGGAGAGGAUGGACAGGGUAUCAGACCAGGAGGUGAUAGCCCCGCGAGCAGUGGAUCAAUCGUCAGCCAGAUUGGAUACGAACCACCAGCAGAGGCAGAGGCAGCCGCCAUGGCCACCAUGACACCACCAGCCACCGCGGAAGUGUUAGGGUUAGGGAUCAGAUCAGUUCCAGGCAGCAGCAGGCCCGAUGCCGGCCGCCACGAAGCAGGUGAGGUUGGCCGAAAUAGUUCACCAGUGGUUAGGGUUCCAGCCAGCAGCCAGGCAUCCCAGGCAUCGCAGGCGUCGCAGUGGGUAGCAGGGGAUAUAUAUUUCCAGCAGGAGCACGCGCGGUAG
Aspergillus calidoustus is the source of this 873-nucleotide messenger RNA. The record is from the annotation of a GenBank genome assembly. NCBI's taxonomy places the organism in Eukaryota, Fungi, Ascomycota, Eurotiomycetes, Eurotiales, Aspergillaceae.